Messenger RNA from Sipha flava (yellow sugarcane aphid), 3598 nucleotides. RefSeq names its product AP-3 complex subunit beta-1 (gene rb). The record is from RefSeq and is a predicted model, not a curated record. The coding region runs from base 285 to 3464 and encodes 1059 amino acids. The transcript is spliced from 20 exons. Gene Ontology annotation, cellular component: clathrin adaptor complex; membrane coat; AP-3 adaptor complex. Gene Ontology annotation, biological process: intracellular protein transport; vesicle-mediated transport. Lineage: Eukaryota; Metazoa; Arthropoda; Insecta; Hemiptera; Aphididae.
CCAGUUGGGAAUUGGCUGAUUUUCUUAUCAAUGUUUGAUUUGUGUCAUUCGUUGGCAACAUAUAGUGAUAAUAACAUGAGCAACUUAAUAACAAUCCACCUGUUCAGGCUUUACUCUAUACUCUUCAGUCUUGUUCACACAGAGAUAUCCCCUAUUAUUGAUGUGUACGAUUAAAUCUUGUAUUUGAAUGUAAUCCUCAUGCGUAUAAGCUCCUUCCAUUGAUUUUUGUAAAAUUGAAUAAACUGCUCUGUGCUAAUUAGUUCCGAUCGACUACUGUACCCAAUAUGAAUUCUUCGGCAACUAGUUAUAGUAACAUGUCAAGUGGGACAAACGUAGCGUAUGAUAAGAAUGGUUUGUCAUCAUCGUCCACUACUGGUGAUGGUGAUUAUACAAGCGAUCCAGCAUCCGGAGGAUUGUCAUCAUUUUUUGUAUCAGACUAUAAAAAGCAUGAUGAUUUGAAACAAAUGUUAGAUUCUGCAAAAGAUGGACCAAAAUUAGAAGCUAUGAAACGAAUUAUUGGCAUGAUUGCCAAAGGUAGAGAUGCAUCAGAACUUUUUCCAGCUGUUGUGAAAAAUGUUGUAUCUAAAAAUAUAGAAGUGAAAAAACUAGUAUAUGUAUAUCUAGUCCGGUAUGCUGAACAGCAGCAAGAUUUAGCACUUUUAUCCAUAUCUACAUUCCAAAGAGCCUUAAAAGAUCCAAAUCAAUUAAUACGAGCAUCUGCUUUAAGAGUUUUGUCUAGUAUAAGAGUUGUCAUGAUUGUUCCAAUAGUUAUGUUGGCCAUUAAAGAUUCAGCUGCUGACAUGUCUCCGUAUGUUCGUAAGACUGCUGCGCAUGCUAUUCCCAAAUUAUACAGUUUGGAUCCUGAUCAAAAAGAAGAGCUUAUUACAGUAAUAGAAAAGUUAUUAGCUGAUAAAUCUACACUUGUAGUUGGAUCGACUGUUAUGGCAUUUGAAGAGGUUUGUCCUGAAAGGAUUGAUCUUAUACACAAAAUUUACAGAAAACUGUGUAACCUGUUGGUUGAUAUAGAUGAAUGGGGACAAGUGAUUAUUGUGAACAUGUUGACUAGAUAUGGCCGUACUCAAUUUGUCAACCCCAAUAAAAAUGAUUCCAAUGAUUGUACAAAAAUUGAAAAUGCAAACUUUGAUAAUUCUGACUUAUCUAGUUGUGAAGAAGCUGGUACUGAAGAUGAUAAAUCAACUGUAUUGGAUCAAGAUCAUCGCCUUUUGCUCAGAAAUGCUAAGCCUUUAUUUCAAAGCAGAAAUGCUGCUGUUGUGAUGAGUGUAGCGCAAUUAUAUCAUCAUUUGGCACCAAAAUCAGAAGUCAAUAUAAUUUCUAAAGCACUUAUUCGUUUACUUAGAAGUCAUAGAGAAGUCCAAUCAGUUGUACUCAAUUCUAUUGCAUCUAUUUCAAUAGCCCGGAAAAGCAUGUUUGAACCGUAUUUAAAAAGUUUUUUUGUCAGAUCAAAUGACCCUACACACAUAAAAUUGUUAAAACUUGAUAUUAUGACAAAUUUGGCAAAUGAAACUAGUAUUUCAACAAUACUUCGUGAAGUUCAAACAUAUAUUUCGAGUACAGACAAACAAUUUGUUGCUGCUGCUAUUCAAGCUAUUGGAAGAUGUGCUUCAAACAUUAAAGAAGUCACUGAAACGUGUCUCAGUGGGUUGGUUUCCAUGUUAUCGAGUCGUGAUGAAGCGGUAGUAGCCGAAAGCGUGGUCGUCAUUAAGAAAUUAUUGCAAAAUCAACCUGAAGCCCACUGCGAUAUAAUAAGACACAUGGCUCGUCUUAUGGACUCCAUAGCCGUACCUCAAGCUAGAGCAUCUAUAUUGUGGUUGCUUGGAGAAUACUCGCAAUUGGUAUCAACUAUAGCGCCCGACGUACUCCGAAAAGUCGCCAAAACAUAUGUCACUGAGGAAGAUAUUGUUAAAUUGCAAAUAAUGAAUCUUGCUGUUAAGUUGUUUUUGACCAAUCCUGCACAGACAACUCUAUUGUGCCAGUACGUAUUAAAACAAGCUAAAUACGAUCAAAACUAUGAUAUUCGUGAUCGUUCGCGGUUCUUGAACAACAUAUUAUUUCCUAAUGAGCAAUUUAAAAACAGUGUGUUGGGCAAAAACGCCAAGAACAUAUUUUUGGCAGAAAAACCAGCUCCGUUACUACAGUCUAAUUUCGUUGAUCGCGAAGAAUAUCAAAUGGGUUCGUUAUCUCAUUACAUUAACUGUCGUGCAAUUGGAUAUCAAGAUCUUCCUCAAUUUCCUGAAUCGCCAACGGACUCGGGCGUAAGAUGUGUAGCCGUUUUGGAAGAACCGGAAGAAAAGAUCGCAAAACAGAAAACAGAGAAAACGAUAACUAACAAGAAGAAAACAUUUUAUUCUGAUUCGGAUGAAUCAAAUGACGAUUCUGACGAUGAUUCAAACGAUGACGAUUCUACGGACUCUUCGUCGGAUCCGAGCUACGAAAAAAUCGAUUCACAUCAAAAAGAAAAAUUUGAAAGUCUUGUCGAUUCCAACGGGGAAUCUAGUUCUGAGAGCGAAUCUGUUGAGAGUGAUAGCAGCGAAGAAAUUAUUGUCGUGAACAAAAAAGAAAUAAAAACAUCAGAACUGGCUAAAAGCAAUGUAGACUUACUGUUAGAACUUGACGAUUUUGCUCCGGUCGGACAAUCAUUGUUGCCAUCAUAUGGAGAUAUUCUUUCGCCAACUACUAAUGACCAAUCUUCGCCGUUGUCGUUUUCUAGUAAACCAGUUAAUUUACAAUAUUCUAGAAAGAUUGUCGCUCCCAGUUUUGUACCGUCGGCCAAAACUGAAAUACUGAACAAAAUAAAAGGACACAACGAACUGAGCAUAUUAGCGCGUUUUACGAGAAGUCCUCAUGUAGUUUCACCUAAGAUGGUCAGCGUGGAGUUAAGCCUGACUAAUCACGAUAAAAAAGAAACACUUUCCAACAUCCGUUGGACUCAAAAGAGUUUGGAUAUGAGUAUUCACAAUUCGGCCCCUGUUGCACAACUGUUACCGGGUUCGGUCACUUUAGGAGCUCUAGGAGUCGACUUCAAAGAUUCUAUUCAGCCUCUUGCGUUGGAAGUCUCAUGGGUUUCUUCCGGAAUGGAACGUAAAAGCGAAGUCUCGCUACGCGUACCAAUCGGCGAACUGGUUCAACCGUUGUCUAUGAGCGAGGAAGAUUUUGAGAACGAACAAGUUAAACUAAAAGGGAUGAAUGAACACACAGCCAAUAUCGCCUUGAAAAAUGCUAACCUAGAUAUAACGAAAGUCAUAUUUGAAAUUGCUAAUGUUACACGUGUUAUUACCGAAAAAGAAAAUAUAUUCAGGUUCAGUGGUCAAACAUUGUCAUCUAAUUGUCUUGUGUUACUUACUAUUACCAAACAAGAAUCUUUAGCAACGGUAUGUGUUAAUUGUGAGAAAAUAGUUGUUGGUUCAGUGUUUUUAAAUGAAAUCAAAGGGCUUUUGUCCCAGUGAAUAUCAAAUUAUUUGGUUAUUAAAAUUAUUUCAGUCAAAUUUGUUAUUUGUGAUUUUAUAUGAUCAAGAAUUAGAAUUAUCAAAGUUUUUAAUUUUUUGUAUUUUCUCAAAUUAUAAUUCUUUAAAUUAAUAAA